UACACACAUGUACCGGCGGGGGCAGGAACACCCCCUCUCCCUGACUGGUCAGCCACCGCAGACAGGACGCAGCGCCGCCCCCAGCACCAGGGGAAGGGUGACCUCUGCCUGCAUGUGAGAGCGCUGUGUAUAAUAUUCCUGAGAGACGGUGCACAGCGCUGUACAAGUGACCGGGGACGGGAGCUGGGAGCAUGGUGAGCGAUACAGAGAGCCGGGCGGCAGGGCUCUCCCUGCCCAGGCAGCACAGUGCGGGGGAAGCUGCGGACAACUUGCGGCAAGAUAUUAACAGUGUGUCUGAACGAAAGGAAGACAACAAAGUAGCUGCCACAGGGGAGACUAAGGAAGAUGGCUUUCAGGAUUUAUUUAAUGUGACAAUUCAGAUACCUGGAGGAGAUGAUGUUGAAAUACAGGUGUCUUCAAAAGAGCUGGUUCAGGAGAUAAUCCAGAUCUUGAUGGAACAUGAAGACUCUUGUCAUAGAACAUGUUUCUCACUGCAGUUUGAAGGGAAUGUCCUAGACAACUUUUCAGAGCUAAAGUCUGUGGAGGGACUAAAAGAGGGAUCUGUUUUAAAAGUUGUGGAGGAACCAUAUACCAUUAGAGAGGCUCGGAUUCACAUCCGCCACUUCCGGGACUUGCUGAAGAGCCUGGACCUCACAGAUGCCUACAAUGGGGUAGACUGCAGCUCACUUUCCUUCCUCAGCAACAUUUUUGAGGGUGAUAUUGGAGAACCUUCCUCUUACGAAAACAAUGGCAAGAAGAAGAAACGAUCAUCUAUAGAACAGGGGCUGGAUGCAAUAGAUUGUUCUCCUCCAGAAUAUAUUCUUCCUGGGAGUACAGAGCGCCCUUUACAACCUCUCCAGCCUAUCGGCCUUGACAACAAGCCUCCUCAGUGUCUCAAAUCCUUGAUUAUGAGCGGCUGGAAUCCUCCUCCAGGCAAUCGCAAAAUGCAUGGAGAUCUUAUGUACUUAACUGUGGUGACUAUGGAGGACCAUCACAUUAAUAUCACCUCUUCUAACAGAGGAUUCUACAUUAACCAGUCAACAGCAGAAGUGUUUAAUCCCAAACCAGCUUCGCCAAGCCACUUGUGCCACAGUAUUGUUGAACUUCUGAACCAGGUCAGCCCGGCUUUCAAGAAGAACUUUUCAACUUUACAAAAGAAGAGGGUUCAUCGUCAUCCACUGGAAAGAAUUGCAACACCUUAUCAGAUAUACAACUGGAUUGCUCCCAGUUCUAAUCACAUCAUUGACUGUCUUCGAGCAGAGGAUGCGUAUAAUUCACGUCUGGGAUAUGAGGAGCACAUACCUGGCCAGACCAGAGAUUGGAAUGAAGAGCUGCAAACAACUAGAGAACUUCCACGGGAGCUUCCUUCAGAUCAACAACUGCGACAAAGGGCCAACUUCAAGAUCAACUCUGAUUUUGUUGGUGCAUCCACCCGUGGCACCAUGGCUGUAAUCGAUGGAAAUGUUAUGGCAAUUAACCCUGGGGAGGAAACAAAAAUGCAGAUGUUUAUUUGGAACAACAUCUUCUUCAGCUUUGGAUUUGAUGUGAGGGACCACUACAAGGAACUGGGUGGGGAUCAUGCUGCCCAUGUUGCUGCCACCCAUGACCUGAAAGGAGUGCAAGCCUACAGUGAUUUGGAUAUUGAAGAACUUUAUGUCCUAGGAACUGUGGUUCUUGAUUACAGAGGAUACAGAGUAACUGCUCAGUCAAUCAUACCUGGAAUUUUGGACCGUAAAGAAGAUCAAAGUGUAAUUUAUGGUUCUAUUGACUUUGGUAAAACGGUGUCUACAAAUGUAAAAUAUCUCACAUUACUUCAGAAAGCCUGUAAACCAUUGAGAAUAAUGAGACAUGCUGUGUUGAAUGAGAAGGAUGAAGAAGUGAUACUUUGCUCUUCUGUGGAGUGCAAAGGGAUUGUGGGUAAUGAUGGACGCCAUUACAUUCUGGAUCUCCUCAGAACAUUCCCUUCUGAUGUGAACUUCUUACCAUUGAAAAAAGAAGACCUUUUAAAAGAAUGUCAUGAUCUUCGAUUCCCUAAACCUUAUCACCACCGUUUGUGCAGUUUACGUCCAGAGCUGAUAGAUGGUUUUGUCCAACACAAGUAUGCGCGGUUUAUGAAAAUUGUCAUGGAAAAGUCGCAAAACGGAGACUUACUUCAGAUUGAUAACAGCGGAGAUGCAUCCCAGGACGAUGAGCUAAAAGGAGCAGACAUUGUAAGAGAAGCCUGUCGAGAGAUUGGUUCUACUACAGACUAUAUAUUUGAUAUACGAUUUAAUACAGAUGUGUACUCGCCAGUGGUUAGGUUUCCAGAGUCCCAAAGCCAGGCCGUCCAAAUCCAGAAGCGUUUGUUGAGUGAAGCUGCGGCCUUCAUCCUCACUGUGCAAAUCCCAAGCUUUAUAAAAGCAUGUUUGAGUCAUAUGAUUGUUCCCCUGGAUGGUAAAACACUCACAGAAGCUCUUCACACACAUGGGAUCAAUAUGCGGUACUUGGGAACAAUUGCAGAAAUGAUUGAUAAAAUGGAGGCACGCCAAUCUCUGGACCAUCUUUAUAGUACUAUAAUCAUGGAGAUAGUGACCCGUUCAGCCAAAACGAUUCUACGCAGCUACUUACAGGGAGUGGAGAUGUCUGCUUUGUCAGCUGCAGUGAGCCACUUCCUGAACUGCUUCCUGAGCUCCUACCCGAACCCGGUGGCUCAUUUGCCUCCCGAUGAGCUGCUGUCUCGGAAACGGAAGAACAAGAAGAAGAUUCGUCCACUGGAAAAUGGAGACAGCACAGCAUGGGCCAGUAUGACUCCGCUUGAUCUAUGGAAACAAAUCCAGCAGAAUGCCAAAGAGAGCUUUGAUUUCACACUUUCAUGUGACUCUGUGGAGCAGUUAGUUGAAAAGUUCACGCUGCAGAAAGUGACUCUCCUCCGGGAGUUCUGCAUAAAGUCUGGAGUCCAGGUACUUCUUCGGGAAUACAACUUUGAAAGUCGCCAUAAGCCAGCUUUAACAGAAGAGGACAUAUUAAAUCUGUUUCCAGUAGUCAAACAUGUCAAAAUUAAGAGCAAGGAGGCAAAUGAGCUCUUUACUAAAGCUCAACUCCGCAUUCAGCAAGGUGGCCUAAAAGAGGGUGUGGUUUUGUUAAAUGAAGCCCUGGUCCAAUUCAACACUGUGUAUGGUGCCGUACAUCCGGAGAUUGCCAUGUGCCUGCGACUGCUUGCCAGGAUCAAGUUCAUUUUAGGAGACGCAGCAGAGGCUCUGGAUGACCAACAGAAAGCACUGAUUAUGACAGAGAGGUCACUGGGAUAUGACAGCACAAGCGCCAUUCAGGAUUAUGUCCUCCUGUCACAUUACUGUUUUGCCAGUGGGCAGCUACCAGUAUCUUUGAAGCUGCUAUACCGUGCCCGAUACCUAAUGCUGGUCAUAGCCGGUGAAAAUCAUCCUACUAUGGCUACUUUAGAUAGUAAUAUUGGCGUGGUGCUACAAGCUGUCCUUGAAUGUGACUUGUCCUUACGGUUUCUUGAGAAAGCUUUGGAAGCCAACACCAAGUACUAUGGAAGUAAAUCCCUGGAUGUUGCUCUAAGCCACCAUCUGAUAGCCCUAGCAUAUACAAGCAAGGCAGAGUUCAGAGCAGCAAUGCAGCACGAGAAGGAAACCUAUACUAUAUACAGAGCCUUGCUCAGCGAUUCCCAUGAAAGAACCAAGGAGAGUUCUGCAUUUUUGAAGCAUGUUACCCAACAAGCUGUAAACCUGCAGCGAACCAUGAACGAGAUCUACAAAAAUGGAUCAAUUGCCACCUUAUCUCAUGUCCAGACGGUUCCACCAGGGAUUGAUACUCUGUUGCAGCAGCUGAACCUUCUGAAUGGCAUUUUACGGAUCAGUGUCUGCACUCUAGGACAAAAUGGCAAUGACAAUGCAAAUGAAGCCAAAAAACAGAAUUCUAUGGACAGUGCUGAUGAGCAAAUAGAACAAGAACAAGGCUUAUUGUCUAAGAAUGAAAACUCAGGUUCCGAGAGAAAACCUGGGGCCGAAUAUCCGACAGAAAAUGAGCAAAAAGAGGAUGAUGAGGGAAACCAACUCAGAGAUAGCAGGGAGAAACAGAUUGAUUCUGAGGAGCAGUCUAAGGAUACUGAGGUACUAAAGGAUGGAACCAAGGAACAACUUAAAGAUGCUGAGGAUAAAAAGGAUACAGUUGAGGAGCAGGCUGAAGAUAGCCUGGAGAAAAAGAAUGAAGCUGAGAAGCAAAAGGAUGGACCUGAACAGAUUAGUAAUGCUGGUGUAGAAGAUGGAGAGCAGACUAAGGUUACUGAGGAGCAGGAGGAUGUGCUUUUAGAGCAUAAGAAAAUAAAUGAACAACUACCUAAAGAAGGUGACAGUCCUGAAGUGGAGGUACAGACCGGUAGCAAGCAGGAAGAGCGCUGUGUUCCUGAGGUUGAGUGGAAGGAAGGCGAAGGAAAAUAAUAAUGAACCAGUCCUGACCUGCAAGACCAGGACCAGCCACACUAAUAUAUUAUUACUGUAUAUUGAUCACAUGUAGAGAAAGGUCAGCUUGUGAAUUAAUGAUUUUAUGACUGCUUUUUCAUGUGUUUACCUACUGUAUAAGACGGAGGUAUAAAUCCUAAUUGGACAUUGUACAUGUAGAUGUUUGUUUGGCAUGUUACAUAUCUUUAAUGUUGGAGAGUAAGAGUAGGAUUAAAGGAAUAUUUCACAGCGACUUCUUGCCUUGUGAGAGCAGCAAAUCAUAUUUUCGUACACAGGUGGCAAUAUAUUGUUUGCAUUUUGCAGAACAAAGCAUUAAUUACUUAUCAAACGCACUUAGCAGAUGAUAUUUACAUCCCAAUUGGUGAUAUAUACUUGUGCGUCAAGAGAAAUGUACUUUAAAAUGAUUUUAACUUUUUGUAUUGUCUGCUGUAGAUAAAAUGCACUCAAAAGCAGCCUUUUUAAGUAUGUUCUACUCUGUGAUAUUAACAGUCACUUGUGUUUAGACUAUAUUACCAAUCCAAAGAACAGGAUAAUGUGGUACCAAAAUGAGACCAUCAUUCUAUACAAAGGUGUUUUGCUUUCAUGUGCUAUUGCAUAUCCUCUUAUACAGUACCUACAAAAUGAGCCAAUAUACAAGUGCAGACAGGCAGGUCAGCUGCGUAAAAAAGGAGAUUCUAGCUUUUUCAAAACACACCUAAAACUAUCAGACCGUUACUGGUUUUCUAAUAAAAUACUACUAUUUGUAAGCUAUAAAACGUACAAUGUACAGCACAUUUCACUAGUAUACAAAUUAAUACUUGCCUAGUCUCCUGGAAUCUGUGAGAGACGCCUGAUUUAUUGGGUAGACCCUCUGCACACCAGGAAGAGUGGGCACCCCUCCCGCUUUCUGCCCACUUUCUAGCAAGAUGGGAGUUCUAAUUAAGAUGGGAUGUUGCCUAUAGCAACCAAUCCGAUUCCAGGUAUUAUAUUCUAGAAAGUGCUAGAUAAAUGAGAAAUAGAAUCUGAUUGGCUGCUAUGGGCAACAUCCCAUCUUAAAUAGAACUCCCAUCUUAGUAAAUUUACCCUAGCGAAUCCACUGUUCGUUGGGAGGCGGUGGGGCCUCAUGAUGCAGUUCUAUGGUGAUCGUGCCAUUUUAGCCCCGCCCCUCUGUAAAUAUGCAUGAUUUGUAGCAUUUAAUCACGAAGGGCGGGGCCUAAUGAUGCAACUAGUCUGGCCCUGUCCUAUACCCGCCCACCUGCUUCUCCCAGAGAGAAAACUACAGAAGUCUGUAAGUAUGAUUACCAGAUAUAUGGGCAUCUUUAAUAUUUAUCUGGCCUUGUUCCUAAUAAUUAAAAUUUCUUAAUGUAGCAAUAAUAAACUAAGGGAUGCAGGGAUUCAACAUUAUUCACAGGCAGACUUGAGCUCAUCCCUGCAAUGUGUAAGAUGCAAAGUGAUCGGACUACUGCAUGUGCAUGGUCAUCAGCCUGCCCAUGUGCAAGUGGACAGUACAGGGGACGGAUCUGUAAACUUUACAGAUAGUGUCAGGUCCAGGCUUGGUUCAUUUUGAAAUUUUUGCCAUCUGGGGGCUAAUUCUGCGAUUGAAUAUGGGACUGCAGCAGAUGCCGCCAAUAUCUGCUACGGUCCCCCAUACUUAGUCUGGUGAUUAAUAUUUGCUGGAUAUGCCACAAAUUGUAUUUGAUGAAUACUCAGUGUGCCUUUUACAUAUUGCAAUGUUUGUUACUGCUGGGAGAGGGAGAAAAUGAUGAUAGCUUUUCACUGCCAUUUACAAAAUGAAGCAUAAUGUAACAAACCCACUGUAGGUAAGUUCCUUGCAUUAUGAUUUCCAUUAAAUGUUCAUUCCCUGUAGUAGUGAUAACUUUUCAAAGGUUUCAAUUGUUACACAGUCUUCCUGCAUAAUGGAAUUAUUUAUUCAGUUUAGGACGCUAUUAUUAUGGGAACAGACAUCACAAGUAAAGCCAGGUACACCUUAUACAAUUAUUUGGCUGAUUUACCAAUAAUCGGGUGACCUGCAGAUUCUGUUGGGCAGUGUGUAGGAACGAGCAUUUUGGCCAAACGCUGAUAAAAUGGUCAAAAAACAACCAGAAACGCCUUGGUUUGAUUAUCUGAUCUGUCGGCCUUGACAGAAAAUAUCGUCCAAAAGGUCCCGAUAUUGUGUAGUGUGUUUAUGCUCGAUAAUAUGCCCAUUCCUAUGGUUUACCCAGAUUACCUCAUCCUGCUUGUGGGCGUACUUAUGCAGAUUGUGUGCUGUGGCAGAAAAUCAGAAAUGUAAAAAAAAACAAUAAAAUUGCUUAAUAUGUAGCGCAGCAAUCGGGACCUUCCAAUAACAACUGCAUAGUGUGUACCUGGCUAAAGAGUAAAGGACAAAUCUUUAUAGACAACACCAGCUUAGUACCAAAUUCGCAGUAAGAAAUGUGAAUAUGAGAUUGCUAUACCUGUGUAUAUUCCACAAUACAAGUUGAAAAAAUGAGCCAUGAAAUAAUAAUUUAUUGUACCAACGUUAAAUCUUCCCAUCUGCUUGAAUGUAAGUAACAGAGCAGUAGUGUAGGAAUGAAUGGUGUGUGAAUAAAAGCCUACCUACAUAUAAGGAGAUGGUGCUGGCAAGAUGUCAUCAACCACUUUAGUUACUGAUGUCAAAAUGAGUUUACAUGUGGAAUCCUGGUAGACUUUGUAACAACCUCUUUACAGCAAUAAAGAGGCUACAUGGGUUUAGAUAUUACAGUAUAACUAUAUCUUUUGAUCAUUGUACUCUUUAUAUUUUUUUUAUUAUUUUUACUUUUUCUAAAUAAAAAAAAUCCGCUUUGUAAGAUUUUAUUACUUGCCAUUUAAUAAACAUUGUAAUCUUUCUGUGCA
Molecule: messenger RNA, 7310 nt
Organism: Pseudophryne corroboree (corroboree frog)
Lineage: Eukaryota; Metazoa; Chordata; Amphibia; Anura; Myobatrachidae
Product: clustered mitochondria protein homolog
Exons: 26
Coding region: 192-4439 (1415 amino acids)
Biological process (GO): intracellular distribution of mitochondria
Cellular component (GO): cytoplasm
Molecular function (GO): protein binding; mRNA binding
Source: RefSeq, a predicted model, not a curated record